Messenger RNA from Apus apus (common swift), 4664 nucleotides. RefSeq names its product leucine rich repeat and fibronectin type III domain containing 2 (gene LRFN2). The record is from RefSeq and is a predicted model, not a curated record. The transcript is spliced from 3 exons. Lineage: Eukaryota; Metazoa; Chordata; Aves; Apodiformes; Apodidae. Gene Ontology annotation, cellular component: cell surface; postsynaptic density membrane. The coding region runs from base 599 to 2890 and encodes 763 amino acids. Gene Ontology annotation, molecular function: protein binding.
GCACUUUCUGAGAUCACUCCACUUUGCUGUUUUUCCUUUUUCCAUCUCUGUGUGAGUGUGCGUGUAUCUCCCUGUCUCUCCUCUUCUCCCACCCACGACACAAUUUGACCCCCCCUCCCCAACACACACACACAAGCUGGGCUUACUGGUAUGAACUUGAAGACUUGCAGUACCAAAAUGCAUGUGUUACCUUGGGAUGCACUAGAAUCUGAAUGCUUGAAAAGCCUGCAGGCUGCUUAGUCCUCCAAGACUGGGUUUUUUAAACCAAACAAGAAAAGAACAAGUUGUGCACUUUCUUUUUUAAAUUCUUUCUUUAUUUUUUUUUUUCUUCCUUUCUCUUUUUUAUGCUUUGGAUAUUACUGAAGAAGGAAUUCCGGGGAUUCCCACACUUGGACUUUACUGAAUCAGGCUGCAUCUGACAAAUGCCUCCAUCUAGUCUGCAUUUUGGUUUGGCUAGAGAUCGACCAGGAUUUUUCUGAUUAUAUCUUUUGGAAAAAGGAUGCAUGGCAUAGAAAGAAGGUCUAAGUGCCUGUCUGAGACUAUUUCACCAAACCUGGGAUAAAUGUUACAUCUCAAAGGUACUGUUGCAUGAUUUACCAUGGAAAAAUUGCUCUGCAGCAUCCUGUUUUUUGGAAUGGCUGUCACGGUCAACGCUUGUCCCAAAUAUUGUGUCUGCCAGAACCUGUCUGAGUCUCUGGGGACUUUGUGUCCCUCCAAGGGUCUCCUAUUUGUACCACUAGACAUAGACAGAAGGACUGUUGAACUUCGACUUGGGGGCAACUUUAUUAUUAAUAUCAGCCGACAGGAUUUUGCCAAUAUGUCUGGGCUUGUUGACCUUACUUUGUCCAGAAACACCAUCAGCUACAUACAGCCCUACUCUUUCACUGACUUGGAGAGCCUUCGGUCUUUACAUUUGGACAGCAACAGACUGCCUGACAUUGGAGAGGAUAUUUUGAGAGGCUUAAUUAACCUUCAGCAUCUGAUUUUAAACAACAACCAGCUAAGCAGCAUCUCUGAUGAAGCCUUCGAGGAUUUUUUGCUGACAUUGGAAGACUUAGAUCUUUCCUACAAUAACCUCCGAAGCAUUCCCUGGGAAUCUAUAAGGAACAUGAUAAACUUGCAUCAGCUCAGUUUGGAUCAUAACCUGAUAGAUUAUAUUACAGAGGGGACGUUUGCGGAUCUUCAGAAAUUGGCCAGAUUGGAUCUAACAUCCAACAGACUUCAGAAGCUCCCCCCAGACCCUAUAUUUGCCAGAUCUCAAGUAAUUCCAUUAGACGUUACCCCAUUUUCUCCACCUUUGUCUCUCAGCUUUGGGGGCAAUCCACUACAUUGCAACUGUGAGCUACUGUGGUUAAGGCGACUUGACAGAGAUGAUGAUAUGGAAACUUGUGCUUCUCCUCCAGGUCUAAAGGGAAGGUACUUCUGGUAUGUACAGGAGGAAGAAUUUGUUUGUGAGCCUCCUCUUAUCACACAACAUACUCACAAGUUGCUGGUUUUAGAAGGGCAAACUGCUACACUGAAAUGCAAAGCCAUUGGAGAUCCCAUCCCCAUCAUUCAUUGGGUGGCCCCUGAUGACCGUCUCAUUGGGAACUCUUCAAGGACAGCCGUCUACGACAAUGGUACCUUAGAUAUCCUCAUCACCACCUCCAAGGAUUAUGGGACUUUCACUUGCAUAGCAGCCAAUGCUGCUGGAGAGUCCACUGCAACAAUUGAGCUCUCCAUUGUUCAGCUCCCCCACCUCAGCAACGGCACAGGCCGAGCAGCCCCACCAAAAUCCAGGCUCUCAGACAUCACCAGCUCCAGCAAGUCUAAUCGUGGAGAAACAAAAGCCCCACCAGAAAGGGCUGUCCUGGUGUCAGAUGUGACCACUACCUCAGCUUUGGUCAAGUGGACAGUGAGCAAGUCAGCUCCUCGGGUAAAAAUGUAUCAGCUGCAGUAUAAUUGCUCAGAUGAUGAAGUCCUGAUCUACAGGAUGAUUCCAGCUACCAACAAAGCCUUUGUUGUAAACAACCUUGUUUCUGGAACAGGCUAUGACCUCUGUGUCCUGGCAAUGUGGGAUGACACGGCCACAACCCUUACUGCCACCAAUAUUGUGGGAUGCGCCCAGUUCUUCACCAAAGAGGACUACCCGCAGUGCCAGUCGAUGCACAGCCAAUUCCUGGGUGGGACCAUGAUUCUGAUCAUUGGAGGCAUCAUUGUGGCAACUUUGUUGGUAUUCAUUGUAAUACUCAUGGUCCGCUAUAAGGUCUGCAACAAUUCCCAGGGGAAGAUGUCUAACGUCAGCAAUGUCUACUCACAGACAAAUGGAGCACAACCAGUUCAAAAUGGAGUCUUGCCCCAGGUCAACCCCAAAGUGGUGGUGAGAAAUGAACUUAGGGAGUUUAACUGUCAAUCUGCACGGAGUAGCAUCUCCUCUUCCUCAAGCUCUGCAAAUAGCCAUGACUGUGAUGACUAUAGCCUCCAAAGUGAACAGGGCACAUUGUCCAGUAAGUGGAGGCCUCCAUCCAGGUCAAAACACAACAUUGACCGGCUAAUGGGAGCUUUUGCCUCCUUGGAACUGAAAUGUCAGAAAAAGGAGGAGAUGACAGACUCCAGAACUUCCACAGUGGCCCGCCACUCGGACAAAGAGCCACUGCUGGGCCAGCCAGAGUCCAAAUUUCGCAGCCUCCUCACGUUGCCUCUGGAGGGCAAAACUAAACGUAGCCAUUCUUUUGACAUGGGGGACUUCACCACAUCUCAGUGUUGCACCUACCCAAGAAAGAUAACAAACAUUUGGACAAAGAGGAGCCUCUCGGUGAAUGGCAUGCUUUUGCAGUAUGAUGACAAUGACCUAACAGGGGCGAAAGGAACUUUCGGAAGCUCAGAGUGGGUAAUGGAAAGCACAGUGUAAAUAUCAGUGUCUCCCCUCCUUCUCUUCUCCCCUCGUGUUAUAAAGCAUGGCUUGCUGCAGGGCCUUGCAUUUGGAAAGAGAGGGCAGGAGACAUUUUCAGUUGUACUGGCCAAAAAGACAGGUAAAAAAAUAAGUAACAGGGAUACUGAAAGAGAAGGUAAGUUGUGAAAUGUGAAUAGGCACAUAUGGCACCAUUCUUGUCUGGCCCCAACUAAACCAUGUGUGAAUGUUUUGAGGAAUUUACUAGUUGUAUUUAGCAUUGCUUUCCAAAAGGUACUCAGACGCUUGGUGAACCAUCACACAAGAUUAAACAAGAGGGAUGAAUAGAGGUUUCACAGCACAAAUUUUAUUUUACAGAGUUUUUAAAAUUUUAUUUCUUUAAAGGGCACCUCUUUCUUUUCUUUUAGCCACAGAAAUACACUUCUGUGGAUACAAGACUGGUGCUAGUAUAUAUCUGGGUGCCAUUGCAAAUGACUUUCUCAGAAGUGCAGGCAGGGCACCCACAGGGACAGAUCAGAGCAAACUGUUCAGCAUAAUCUCAUGGUGUUAACUGUGACAUCUGGGAAAACAAUACUUGUUGAGUGGGCUUUUGGUUGGGAUUUAAUGAUUUCUGUUCUAUUUUGUCUUGUUACUGGCUUUGAGUUGUUUGUGGGUUUUUUUCUCCACAGCAGAAAGUAUGUUUCCAUGCAUUUUUUGGUUUUAUUUUCACUCUCAUCAAAUCCCCCAGAUGAAAAGGGGGUAUGUAUGAAGGUCAAAUUUCUGAUUCACUGUAUAACCCACCUCCAUGAUGGGUCUUACAUCCUAGGUAAAAUUAAAUUUAGGGGCUAAUAAAUGAAACAAACAAACAAACAAACAAACAAAAAAACCCCAUCCUCUUUCUUCCAUCUUCUUCAUAGUUUCUGCUUCUGAACGCUCAAGGCAGAUUGCAGCAGCUAUUGAUAUCUGCAAGGGUGUUGCUAUGAAAGAUGGAAAAAAUAGUAAUCAAGUUUUCCUAUUAAAGGAUAAAGAAGAUGAAAACUAAAGUGACUCCCAUGAAAUUUCCACAUUAUGAAUGCUGGUUGUUUCUGGAAAAAAGUCAGACUGACACUCCCUUCAAGAGAAAAAGGAAACACAGACUUUCACCCUAUGGUGACAAAAGCUCUGUCUGUACGGUCACCUUGACAGGGCUUGUCUGCAUCAGUAGCAUCACCGGAAAUGUAAGGUUUUCAUGUAUUUCAGGGGAUUAGGCAUGUUCCCAAAUAGCCAUGGAAACCAAGUUAAAUUUGGGUGUUUAGGGGGUCUCCUAUGUGUCCCCAACAUUACAGUGAGCUCUUUCCCAGUCCUCAGUGUACUCCUGUCCCCUUGUCUCUUGCCCUCACUAAGCUACUUGCUAACCAAGAACAGGAGCUAUUUAGGGCUUGUACACUGAUGCUCAAAUUUGGUUUUGGGGAGCAUUGCUACGGUUGUGGAAAUGCACAUGGCCCACUCAGCUGACUUCAUUGUUUUUGAAGACCUUGUGGUGAUUUCCAGCAUUCUGGUGGCUGCUGCAACUGUCCUUUCAUUAAUCCAUUCAAUGAUCAUCUGCUGGGAACCAUUCUGAAAUUGCACAUUGUUUCUAUGGUUUUGUAAAAGAUAUAUGGAAAAAGGAUGCAAGGCACAGAGAAGACAACACGUGAAAAAACUAAAUGUAUAUUUUUUUUAAAGGUGCAGAGAUAUAUUGUGACAUGGCUGUGUACUUGAUCUUGUAUUUGUCACGUUUCCUACUUGGAGUUUUAGAAAAUGACAUCCCUGUAAU